Messenger RNA from Drosophila persimilis, 3662 nucleotides. Its product is annotated as patj homolog. The transcript has 3 exons. Lineage: Eukaryota; Metazoa; Arthropoda; Insecta; Diptera; Drosophilidae. Gene Ontology annotation, molecular function: protein binding. The coding region runs from base 724 to 3348 and encodes 874 amino acids. The record is from RefSeq and is a predicted model, not a curated record.
AGAGCCGGAAAAUGCGCGCGUAAACUGAUUAAUGAGUAGCACAGAGCACAAAGCACAACCGAGAAUAGAGCCAGAACAAAGAGCAAACAUACGAGUGUCGUUCCGUCGUUCCGCCGUACUCCCGUUCUCCCGUGACCGUUGUUCCCGCUCCCCCCGAUCCCUCGUUAUCCAUCGCCUGGCUAUGUGUUUAUGAAGUGCGUGAAUGAAGUGCCACAAAACGUUGUGGAAACCGUUUGCUGGCCCAUAAAUUGGCCAGCCAGUCCGGGUACGCUGUGCUGUUGCGGUCGUUGUCGUCGUCGCAGUCGCAGUCGCAGUGAAAGUCGCUGUCAAUGUCGUUGAUAAUGCGGUUGGCGCUGGCUGUGCCAGGAGCGGAGUCCGUGCCAGUUCCCGUGCCAGGCCGUAAUUGUCACUCGAAUGACUCUCUAUGCGAUACCAAUAAAAGUAGCAACAAAUUCAUCAUUGUCACAUUUGAUGCAACAACAACAAUUACAACAAUAUAACACCAACCAACGACAAAACCAACAAAGUAUUGCCACCAGCACCACCCGAAUAACGGCCAAAAACCAGAGUGGGACUCCGCGUCAUGUUAGAAGCUAAAACAACAGAAGCAACAACAACAGAAACUGCCACAUCAGUAAUUAGAGCAAUUGCAACAUUAACUAAACCAGCAACGACUACCAUCCAGAGACCUAUAACAAAACCAACACCAAAACCAAUCCUAAGAUGGUCCUGAGCACCGAAUGGUCACAGGUGGAGGUUAUCGAUCUGAUCAACGAUGGCAACGGCCUCGGAUUCAUCCUGGUGGGCGGCCGCAGCACGGGCGUGGUGAUCAAGGCCUUGACGCCGGGUGGCGUCGCCGAGCGGGACGGACGCCUCCAGCUAGGCGACCACCUCCUGCAGAUCGGAGAGGUCAACCUGCGCGGCUUCAGCUCGGAGCAGGUGGCCACAGUUCUUCGUCAGACCGGAGCUCAGGUGCGUCUGAUAGUGGCGCGGCCGGUAGAGCCGACUGCCAUCGAUUACCAAACGCUGGCCAGUCAUGCGCCGAUUAUACCAACUAAGCUCCUCUCCGACCCGGAAGAACUGUCGCGUCAUCUCUUCCAGAACCCGAGCUUCUCCACCGCUGCGGCUGCGGCUGCAGCUGCGGGCUCCGUGGACGUCGCCAAUCUGGUGGGUCUGGUGCGGGGCGGACCCGCAGAUGGCUCCGAGCUGGCCACGGCCGAGCCGCUGGGCCUCGGACACCUACAGCUGGGCGAGCUGACGGAACUGGCCGAUUUCCCCCUGCCACCCAUUCCCCCGCACAUGAUCGGAAGCCACAGCAGCAGCUCGAUGGAGGCCAACGGGCGGCAGUGCCCGCGAGACCUGGACAUUGUGCCCUUCUCCAUACUCUCGCCUCCGCCGCGUCCCGCCCUGCAGCUAGCCUUGGAGCCGCGCUGGAGGACGAGGGACCGGGACGGGCAGGAGGAGGAAGACGAUCAGCAUAUUGAGACUGUGAUAGCCGGCAAACUGUUGGCCGACGAGGAGGACGAAGGGGGGGACGGCGAUGGUGACGACUCCGCCUCUGCCUCGCCCUCGUACAUGGACUCCCCGGAGACGGAGACGUACGUUGUGGAGCUGCACAAGAACGUCUACGGGCUGGGCAUUACAGUGGCCGGCUAUGUGUGCGAGGAGGAGGACCUGUCCGGGAUCUUCGUGAAGAGCAUCAUCGAGGGUAGCGCCGCGGAAACGAGCGGCCAGAUCCAGAUCAACGAUCGCAUCGUCGCCGUCGAUGGCCGCUCCCUGUCCGGCGUGACGAACCAUCAGGCCGUGGAGCUGCUGCGGAACACGGACAUCGAGGUGCAUCUGACGCUGGAGCGAUUCCUGCGCGGCCGCAAGUUCGAGCACCUGCAGGUGGCCCUCACUGAGAUCAAGGGCCGUCCCGCCCCCUGCACUGUGGACAACGAUGGCGACGGCGACGGACAGUCGCAGCUGUCGAUGCCAGGAUCACCCUCGAUAGCCACGCUCAGCUGGCUGCCACCCAAGUCCCUCGACGCAGACUCCAUUGCCACCGAGGGCGAGGCGGAAGGCGAGGCCGGAGCAGCGGACGAUGAGCCGCUGGAGUUGGCCGAUCUGCCCUCGCGGGACACCGUCGAGUCGAACAUGUCGCACGUGCUGGACCGCAGCGACCACAGUGGGCCCCGGCCGGCCAAAUCUCCCAAUCUAGUCCCAAGUCCCCCUCCCCCUUCGACUCUGACCAAUGGCCAGCUUGUGCGGAGCAAGUGCCACGGUCGGGUGGCGGCGGAUGACAGUGGCAACGACACCGACGAGCAGUGUCCAGAGCCCGAGCCGGAGCGCGACUUAGAGACCGAUGCAGAUCCCGCCCAGAGUCGGACGCCCACCAAUGAGCUGGAUGGGGCGGCGAUAGGGGUCAAGGGUGGGGCAGCAGCCGGGAAAGCUGACCGGGUCGAGAAGGCUGCCAGCCCGAGCGCCGCCUCGCUGCGGGUGGCCUGGAAAAGUGAGUUUCCCGACAGUGAAAUUUUAGUUGCCGAAAUAAAUAAACUUUCAGGUCUAGGGAUCAGCCUCGAGGGCACCGUCGACGUCGAGUGCGGUAUUGAGAAGCGUCCGCAUCACUACAUACGCUCCAUACUCGAGGACGGUCCCGUCGGCCGCCAGGGCAUCCUGCGGCCCGGCGACGAGCUGCUCCAGGUCAACGAGCACAAGCUCCAGGGACUGCGCCACAUCGACGUGGUCAAGAUCCUAAAGGAGCUGCCCGCGCGCGUCAAGCUCGUCUGUGCCCGGGGCACGCGGGUGCCCUCCGUCAUCAACACCUCGCAGAAUGCGGAGGCCUUUGAGACGCGCAGCCUCCUGCCAGGCGGCCACCAGAGCCUGCAGAACCUGCUCAGCAAGGCGCAGUCGGAGAGCUCCUUGUACACGUCCAGCACGGCGACGCUGACGGAUGCCGCCGGAGGAGCGGGCAACGGCAGUCAGCAGCGCUCCAAGUCGCUGGAGAACGUGUCCGGUCUGGCACUGUGGAGCUGCGAGGUGACGGCCAUCGACAUCGAGAAGACGGAGCAGGGCUUUGGCUUCUCCAUUCUCGACUACCAGGACCCGCUCGACUCGGAGGGCAGUGUGAUUGUGAUACGCGGCCUGAUACGCGGUGGUGCUGCGGAGGCAACCAACGAGAUAUAUCCGGGCGAUCGCCUCAUAAGCGUCGGCGAUCAUCUGCUCCAAGGCCUCGAACUGGACGAGGCAGUCUCCAUUCUAAAGGCCAUGCCGCCAGGCCUCACGCGCAUCGGCAUCUGUCGGCCACUCUCCACGUCGGACAGCAACAGCAACAUAGCCUCGCCCCUAGGCGACUCGGCCAGCACAUAGUGACCGCCCCUCGAUGGCCACUCGGAGCCAGAGCCAUUCUCAAUGUAUUAUAUGACCCUUAUAUCAGCGAUGUGAAGGAGCCACACCACCCGCAACAGGACUAGAACCAGCAGCAGCGUGACCCCUCACCGAAAGCGGGCUGACGUCUGCGGCAUUCAGCAUCGGAACAAUUUGUAUGUAGUUUAGUACAUAUAUUAAAUCCCCCGCAUUACUAUUAAAUUAUAUAGACAAAUAGAUACACAAAACGCCCGGCAACGUCAACGGGAACGAGCCUGAAAACUAAAAAUGCAUAAAUAAAUAAAUAAAAUAGCAUG